Messenger RNA from Aspergillus nidulans FGSC A4, 1154 nucleotides. RefSeq names its product ribosomal 40S subunit protein S1 (gene rps1). NCBI's taxonomy places the organism in Eukaryota, Fungi, Ascomycota, Eurotiomycetes, Eurotiales, Aspergillaceae. The transcript has 5 exons. Bases 112 to 882 code for a protein of 256 amino acids. Gene Ontology annotation, molecular function: structural constituent of ribosome. The record is from RefSeq and is a predicted model, not a curated record. Gene Ontology annotation, cellular component: cytoplasm; ribosome; cytosolic small ribosomal subunit. Gene Ontology annotation, biological process: translation.
UGUCGAAACCGCGGCAAGCAGCACGAGUCGACCCGACCACUCCCACCGAAUUGCGUUGUGUCAACAACUCGUCUGUCUUCGAUUAUUGAAAGAUAGGCCCGAGUCGCAAUUAUGGCUGUUGGAAAGAACAAGCGCUUGUCGAAGGGCAAGAAGGGUAUCAAGAAGAGGACUGUUGAUCCCUUCACCAGGAAGGAUGAAUACUCUGUGAAGGCUCCCUCUACCUUCGCGAACCGAGACGUCGGGAAAACCCUGGUUAACCGCACCAGUGGUUUGAAGAACGCCAAUGAUUCAUUGAAGGGUCGUAUCUUUGAAGUCUCUCUCGCAGAUCUACAGGGCGAUGAGGACCAUGCCUUCCGCAAGGUCAAGCUCCGCGUCGACGAGAUCCAAGGAAAGAACUGUCUCACCAACUUCCACGGUCUGGACUUCACCACCGACAAGCUGCGUUCUCUUGUACGCAAGUGGCAGUCGCUGAUCGAGGCCAACGUGACCGUGAAGACUACCGAUGAUUAUCUCCUACGCCUUUUUGCCAUCGCUUUCACGAAGAGACGCCCCAACCAGAUCAAGAAGACUACAUACGCUCGUUCUUCCCAGAUUCGUGCCAUCAGGAAGAAGAUGACCGAGAUCAUGCAGCGGGAGGCCUCUAGCUGCUCUCUUGCCCAGCUGACGUCAAAGCUGAUCCCGGAGGUUAUCGGCCGUGAGAUUGAAAAGGCCACGCAGGGGAUCUACCCCCUCCAGCAUGUCCACAUCCGCAAGGUCAAGCUCCUUAAAUCUCCGAAGUUUGAUCUCGGUGCCCUGCUCAACCUGCACGGCGAGUCAACGACCGACGACAAGGGCCAGAAGGUGGAGAGGGAGUUCAAAGAGCAGGUUUUGGAGAGUGUUUAGAGUCCAAUUGUCGCCUAGCCCUAUAAUUGUGGCUGACUUCAAAAUCCGACUCUAAUGAGUUGUCUAUACUGUUGCGGUGUGAGAUAAGCAAAAAAACGGGAUAGUGCUGUAACCGCCAAUGAUACUUUCUCCAAGUCCUUGACUCGCUGUCGUAUGACUUUCCUACCUGGAAUGCCCUUGAGGAAGUGCUCAAUUUAAGUGUCAGUAAAGCUCUUCAAAGGUGUAGCUAGUCUCUAGCCAUGAGAACCCUCUGAACAAUCUUUAAUUAAAAA